Messenger RNA from Colletotrichum scovillei, 690 nucleotides. Its product is annotated as histidinol phosphate phosphatase HisJ family protein. Gene Ontology annotation, molecular function: histidinol-phosphatase activity. The record is from RefSeq and is a predicted model, not a curated record. Lineage: Eukaryota; Fungi; Ascomycota; Sordariomycetes; Glomerellales; Glomerellaceae. The transcript has 3 exons. The coding region runs from base 1 to 690 and encodes 229 amino acids. Gene Ontology annotation, biological process: L-histidine biosynthetic process. Gene Ontology annotation, cellular component: cytoplasm.
AUGGCGUUCACGAUGCACUCUCACUCGGGGCAAUUCUGCCCCGGCCACGCAAAGGACCAGCUCGAGGCCAUCAUCCAGCAUGCCAUCAGCAUCGGGUACAAGACCAUGGGUCUGACGGAACACAUGCCCCGUCUAGAGAUCGGGGACCUCUACCCUGAAGAGCUCGAAGAAGGAGACCCCCAAACAGCCCUCUCCAUCCUCGCCCCCCGCCACGAAGCCUACCUCGCCGAGGCCCAGCGCCUGCGCGAAAAGUACGCCCCGCAGAUCGACCUCCUCAUCGGCUUCGAGGGGGAGUGGUACCGCCCGGCCUACGGGCCGUUCAUCAAGUCCCUCGCGUCCCACCCGGCGGUGGACUACUUCAUCGGGUCGCUGCACCACGUCAACGCCAUCCCCAUCGACUACAGCCGGGACAUGUACGUCGAGGCCAUGAAGUCGGCCGGCCCCGACGAGGAGAGCAUGUACGCGCGGUACUACGACCAGCAGCACGAGAUGCUGACGGCGCUGGAGCCGCGCGUGGUGGGCCACUUUGACCUCGUGAGGCUCAUGAGCGAGGACCCGGGGAGGGACGUGAGGCAGUGGAAGGGGGUGUGGGAGAAGAUUGUGAGGAAUCUGGAGGUCACUCAACAGGAGGAGACAGGCUCUGCGCUUUCGGGACCUGACUUAGGUUGUCAUCCGAAGCUACCAAGCUAG